Molecule: messenger RNA, 560 nt
Organism: Hyposmocoma kahamanoa
Lineage: Eukaryota; Metazoa; Arthropoda; Insecta; Lepidoptera; Cosmopterigidae
Product: coiled-coil domain-containing protein 103
Exons: 3
Coding region: 99-350 (83 amino acids)
Biological process (GO): epithelial cilium movement involved in extracellular fluid movement; determination of left/right symmetry; inner dynein arm assembly
Cellular component (GO): outer dynein arm
Source: RefSeq, a predicted model, not a curated record
AUGGAAUAUUGUUAUCUCAGAUCACAGACCGUAUUUUUCUGGAAACGCGCUUUUCGAUCAGUGUUUAUUAUUUAAAGAAACUAUCAAAUAACAGAGCCAUGAACAAGCUCAGUACAGACGACUUCAAGGAAAUGGAGAAGCAGCUUCGAGACUCCGUGGAACAGGACAGACGGUAUAGUCGAGUGAAUGACAUCAAAUGCGACGCUAUUUACACUGCUAAGACUUACGAGGAGUUUGCAGAUCGAGUGGCAACAGCGCAUCUUCAGCCUAUGAGCAAGAAAGAUUUCAACCAAAAAGCGACUCUUGCCUGGAACAAAUACGCUACCAAAGAGAAAAACGAUGAUGAGUGAUGAAAUUAUAUAUAUUUUAUAGACAAAGUGUGAGUAGCUCCAUCAAUACAAUCGAUGAUUCCGCCAACGUCAAGUUAAGGACACGUUUAUUUUCAGAAUUUGAUAGAUGAACUUCGAUGGUACACUUAACUGAGAAAAGAAUCUAUAACAACAAAAAAUAGAAACAUUUACUUACAGAAACAAAUUGUUAAUUUAAAUAAAUUUUCAAUG